Aedes albopictus (Asian tiger mosquito) is the source of this 1120-nucleotide messenger RNA. RefSeq names its product small ribosomal subunit protein uS2 (gene sta). Bases 145 to 1011 code for a protein of 288 amino acids. Gene Ontology annotation, cellular component: cytosolic small ribosomal subunit; 90S preribosome; ribosome. Gene Ontology annotation, biological process: cytoplasmic translation; ribosomal small subunit assembly. The transcript has 3 exons. Lineage: Eukaryota; Metazoa; Arthropoda; Insecta; Diptera; Culicidae. Gene Ontology annotation, molecular function: structural constituent of ribosome. The record is from RefSeq and is a predicted model, not a curated record.
UGUUCGAAUUCGAACAUCAAACUCUCCACACCACGCACCGAAAAGUGUCAACCUCAGGAGCUUCUCUCCCAAAAAUCGUCCAUUUCUAUUUCACUCCCAGUGGCAUUUACUACGUUAAAUCGUUACUCCCAAGUUAACGUAACGAUGUCGGGAAAUCUAGACAUUCUUGCUCUGAAGGAUGACGACGUCACCAAGAUGUUGGCCGCGACGACCCACGUCGGCAGCACCUCGGUGAACUUCCAGAUGGAGUCGUACGUGUACAAGCGCCGCCCGGACGGAGUGCACAUCAUCAACCUGGGCCGCACCUGGGAAAAGCUGCUGCUCGCUGCCCGCUGCAUCGCCAGCAUCGAGUACCCCGGAGAGGUCUUCGCCAUCUCGUCCCGCCCGUACGGACAGCGCGCUGUGCUGAAGUUCGCCCACUACACCGAGGCCACCCCGACGGCCGGUCGUUUCACGCCCGGUGCCUUCACCAAUCAGAUCCAGCCGGCCUUCCGUGAGCCGCGUCUGCUGAUCGUCACCGAUCCGCUGACCGAUCACCAGCCCGUCACCGAAGCGUCCUACGUCAACAUUCCGGUCAUUGCCUUCUGCAACACCGACUCGCCGCUCAAGUUCGUCGACAUUGCCAUCCCGUGCAACAACAAGUCGCCGCACUCGAUCGGUCUGAUGUGGUGGCUGUUGGCUCGCGAGGUGCUGCGUCUGCGCGGCAAGAUCACCCACGACAAGUGGGACAUCAAGCCCGAUCUAUUCUUCUACCGCGAUCCGGAGGAGGCCGAGAAGGAACAGGCCGCCCUGGAGGCUGCCCCGGUUGCCAAGGACCUCUACCCGGAGGAACCGAUCGUGGUCGAUGAGACCAACUGGGCCGGUGAAGAUGCCGCUCUGCCAGCUCCUGCUGCUGCUGCCCCAGCUGUGGCCGCUGCCCCGGCUGCCAUGCCCCAGCUGAUGCAGGCCGAUGACUGGAACGAGGAUGAGACCCAGACCGCUGGAUCGUGGGGAGGCGGCGGUACCUUCUAAGAAGGUACAGGAACAUCUUGCGCUAUCACGCUGCGGAUUGGGAAGGACACCACGUGUAUUCGAUGUAGGUGGUUCGGAAGGAGAAUAAACAAGAAAAGGUUUAAACAAA